Coccinella septempunctata (seven-spotted ladybird) is the source of this 1508-nucleotide messenger RNA. It is a transcript of the gene Got1, whose product is annotated as aspartate aminotransferase, cytoplasmic. Gene Ontology annotation, biological process: L-aspartate biosynthetic process. Gene Ontology annotation, cellular component: cytosol. Bases 168 to 1385 code for a protein of 405 amino acids. Gene Ontology annotation, molecular function: L-aspartate:2-oxoglutarate transaminase activity; pyridoxal phosphate binding. NCBI's taxonomy places the organism in Eukaryota, Metazoa, Arthropoda, Insecta, Coleoptera, Coccinellidae. The transcript has 7 exons. The record is from RefSeq and is a predicted model, not a curated record.
AGGUCAAAAAGGUUAAACAAAUUGACGUAAAAACAGUAAUAUCAAGAUCAAAUAAUAAUUGCCUAAUAGUUUCAAUAAAGAUAACAGAUAACACAUAUAUGUGAUCAUUUAGUCUUUGUAGCAUAAGUUGAAUUAAUUAAUUCACUCCCAUUUUUUCAUUUUGAAUUAUGUCGAGGUUCAGCAGUGUACAACUAGCUCAACCCAUUGAGGUUUUUGAACUUAUCCGAGCCUUUAACGAAGAUACAUACUCUAACAAGGUCAAUUUAGGGGUCGGAGCCUAUCGUACAGAGAACUGUGAACCUUGGGUUUUGCCUGUUGUCAGAAUAGCCGAAAAAGCCUUGGCUAACGAUGACAGUUUGAAUAAGGAGUAUUUACCUAUAUUAGGCCUUGAAUCAUUCUCCAAAGCUGCAACUCUUAUGCUAUUAGGAGAAGAAAGUAAAGCUUUAAGAGAGAACAGGGCCUUUGGAGUACAAUGCCUGUCAGGCACAGGUUGUUUGAGAGUUGGUGCUGAGUUUCUACAUUCCCAGUUAGGUUGCACCGUUUUUUAUUACUCUAAACCUACAUGGGGUAAUCACAAGUUGAUUUUCAAGAACUCUGGCUUCACUGAAGCUCGAGAAUAUAGGUACUGGUCUGAAUCCAGUAGAGGACUGGAUAUUGAGGGAAUGCUGGAAGAUUUAGACAAAGCACCUGAAAAUUCUGUCAUAAUUCUUCAUGCUGUUGCCCAUAAUCCUACAGGAUGUGAUCCAACCCAAGAACAAUGGGCCCGUAUUGCUGAUGUGAUGGAAGCAAGAAAGUUAUUUUGUUUCUUUGAUUGUGCUUAUCAAGGUUUUGCAAGUGGAGACUUAGAUAAAGAUGCUUGGGCUGUGAGGUACUUCAUUUCUCGGGGAAUUGAAAUGUUGGUGGCACAAUCUUUUGCUAAGAAUUUUGGUUUAUACAAUGAGAGGAUUGGUAAUCUGACUGUUGUUGUUAAGGAUAACAGUUUGAUACCGAAUCUUAAGUCACAAUUUACUGUUCUCAUAAGAGGAAUGUACUCAAAUCCACCAAGUCAUGGAGCCAGAAUAAUUGCUUAUAUUUUGAAUAAUCCAGAUCUUUAUGAACAAUGGAAGCAGUCGGUAAAAACUAUGGCUGAUCGUAUUAUACAAAUGAGGAAAGAACUCAGGGGUGCCAUUGAACGAAUGAAUGCACCUGGAAAGUGGGACCAUAUAACUUCUCAAAUAGGCAUGUUUUCCUACACUGGCUUGAAUGAGGCCCAAUCGGAAUACAUGGUCAAGAAACACCAUGUUUAUAUGUUGAAAUCUGGUAGAAUAAGCAUGGCUGGACUAACUACAAGAAAUGUAGAAUAUGUUGCUCAGUCUAUUGUUGAUUCUUUGGCACAUGCUAACUAACUCAAUGUGAUGAAUUGAAGAAGGAAAGAAUUAUAUUUUUGCAAUAUAUUUGGAUUGUUUUUGAGAUUCAGAGAUUAUCUAUGUAUUUGAUGAAUUUGUUUAUUAUAUAUUCUAUUUUUAUUC